AAGCUGGUAGAUCCACCGGCAGCGACCCUAUUCACUUUCUCCAUGAGAGACUUCUCCUCUAAGCAUUAACCAUCCGCCCGCUUAACCACACCAAUUCUCUCUCUUUUACUGUCAUCUCCAUUUCGAAUGCACCGUUUCUCUAAGAUCUGAUUCAUAUUCGAUUUCACCGCUCCGCUAGGGAUUCCGAUUUCCAUCGCUAGCGGCUAGCUCCAGAAUUGGAGCAAAAUGUUGACGAAGUUCGAGACGAAGAGUAACCGAGUGAAGGGGCUGAGCUUCCACAGUAAGCGGCCAUGGAUCCUGGCCAGUCUUCACAGUGGCGUGAUCCAGCUCUGGGACUACCGGAUGGGCACCCUCAUUGAUCGGUUCGACGAGCAUGAUGGCCCUGUUCGCGGCGUUCACUUCCACAAUUCUCAGCCUCUCUUCGUAUCUGGAGGUGAUGAUUAUAAAAUCAAGGUAUGGAAUUACAAGCAACAUAGGUGUUUGUUUACCCUCCUUGGACAUCUCGAUUACAUCCGGACUGUCCAGUUUCACCAUGAAUCCCCCUGGAUUGUUAGUGCUAGUGAUGACCAGACAAUCAGGAUAUGGAAUUGGCAGUCUCGUACAUGUAUUUCUGUCUUGACUGGUCACAACCAUUAUGUGAUGUCUGCAUCAUUUCAUCCCAAAGAGGAUUUGGUUGUCUCAGUAUCUCUGGAUCAGACCGUUCGAGUCUGGGACAUUGGGGCCUUGAGGAAGAAAACAGUUUCCCCUGCUGAUGACAUCCUGCGAUUGAGUCAGAUGAAUUCAGAUUUCUUCGGUGGGGUUGAUGUUGUGGUGAAGUAUGUCUUAGAAGGACAUGAUAGAGGUGUUAAUUGGGCUUCAUUUCAUCCCACCCUCCCCCUAAUUGUGUCUGGUGCAGAUGAUCGGCAAGUGAAAAUUUGGCGAAUGAAUGAUACAAAAGCUUGGGAAGUGGACACAUUGAGGGGCCACAUGAACAAUGUUUCCUGUGUUUUAUUUCAUGCAAGGCAAGAUGUUAUUGUUUCAAAUUCGGAAGAUAAAAGCAUCCGUGUAUGGGAUGCUACAAAAAGGACUCCUCUUCAGACUUUCCGCAGGGAGCAUGACAGGUUCUGGAUCCUUGCAGCUCAUCCAGAGAUGAAUCUUCUAGCAGCUGGGCAUGACAGUGGGAUGAUAGUGUUCAAGCUAGAGAGAGAGCGCCCUGCAUUUUCUGUGAGUGGAGAUUCUCUGUUUUAUGUUAAAGACCGGUUCCUUCGUAUCUAUGAGUAUUCAACUCAGAAAGACACACAGUUGAUACCAAUUCGUAGGCCUGGUUCAAACAGCUUAAAUCAAGGUCCCCGAACCCUUUCAUACAGUGCUACUGAAAAUGCUGUCUUAAUAUGUUCAGAUGUGGAUGGGGGUUCUUAUGAACUAUAUGUUGUGCCCAAAGACAGUUAUGGGAGGGGUGAUACAGUUCAAGAUGCAAAGAGAGGAAGUGGAGGAUCAGCAGUGUUUAUUGCUCGGCAGAGGUUUGCGGUGCUUGAGAAGAGUACCAAUCAAGUUCUAGUCAAGAAUCUCAAAAAUGAAAUUGUCAAGAAAAGUAUUCUUCCAAUUGCUACUGAUGCAAUAUUUUAUGCUGGGACUGGAAAUGUACUGUGCCGGGCAGAGGACAGGGUGGUGAUAUUUGAUCUCCAGCAGCGGAUUGUACUUGGAGAUCUUCAAACAUCUUUUGUUAGGUAUGUUGUUUGGUCAAAUGACAUGGAGAGUAUUGCUUUGCUUGGCAAACAUUCUAUUGUCAUAGCUGAUAAAAAGUUGGUGAAUCGCUGCACGCUUCAUGAGACCAUUCGUGUUAAGAGUGGAGCCUGGGAUGACAAUGGAGUUUUCAUAUAUACAACACUGACCCACAUUAAGUAUUGCCUUCCUAAUGGGGAUAGUGGAAUUAUCAAGACCUUGGAUAUCCCAGUAUAUAUUACUAAAAUCUAUGGGAACACCAUUUUUUGCUUGGACAGAGAUGGGAAAAACCGUCCCAUUAUCAUAGAUUCAACUGAGUACAUUUUCAAGCUAUCCUUGCUAAAGAAGAGAUAUGACCAGGUUAUGAGCAUGAUUAAGAACUCAGAACUCUGUGGGCAAGCAAUGAUUGCCUAUUUGCAGCAGAAAGGCUUUCCAGAAGUUGCUCUCCAUUUUGUGAAAGAUGAGCGUACUCGUUUCAACUUAGCUCUUGAGAGUGGGAACAUUGAGAUUGCACUUGAAUCUGCUAAGAAGAUAGAUGAGAAAGAUCACUGGUAUAGGCUAGGGGUGGAGGCCCUUCGCCAGGGUAAUGCUGGCAUUGUUGAGUAUGCAUACCAGAAGACGAAAAACUUUGAAAGACUAUCUUUUCUAUAUCUGAUAACUGGGAAUCUGGAGAAGUUAUCUAAGAUGAUGAAAAUUGCUGAGGUGAAAAAUGAAGUGAUGGGUCAGUUCCACAAUGCUUUGUACCUUGGAGACAUUCGUGAACGUGUCAAGAUUUUGGAAAAUGCUGGUCAUCUUCCCCUUGCCUACAUCACAGCCUCAGUCCAUGGGCUUAGUGAUAUUGCUGAGCGCCUUGCAGAAGAACUUGGUGGUAAUGUCCCUUCUUUGCCUAAGCAGAAGACUCAUUCUCUUUUGUUGCCCCAAAAACCUAUCUCUGGUGGAGGAGAUUGGCCUCUAUUGAUGGUUACUAAAGGAAUAUUUGGAGGUGCUUUGGAUAUUGGAAACAGGGGUGCACAGGAGGACGAUGAAGAACCUACUGAUGCUGAUUGGGGUGAGUCAUUGGAUAUUGGUGAGGUUGAAAAUAUGCAGAAUGGUGACAUCAAUAUAGUCUUGGAGGAGGUGGAAGGUCAAGAAGAAAAUGACGAGGGAGGAUGGGACCUUGAGGAUCUGGAUCUGCCACCUGAUGCUGAGACACCUAAGGCUGCUCCUAAUGCACGCUCUUCUGUUUUCAUUGCCCCAACCCCUGGUAUGCCCGUGAGCCAGAUUUGGGUGCAAAAAUCAUCUCUUGCUGCCGAACAUGCAGCUGCUGGCAAUUUUGACACUGCAAUGCGGUUGCUGAACAGACAGUUAGGCAUUAGGAACUUCAAUCCUCUAAAACAAUUGUUUACUGAUCUCCACGUAGGCAGUCACACUUACUUGCUUGCCUCCGCUUCAGCCCCAGUGAUUUCAGUGGCUGUUGAGAGAGGUUGGAGUGAAUCAGCAAGUCCUAAUGUGCGAGGUCCUCCUGCUCUUGUUUUCAAUUUCUCUCAGUUGGAAGAGAAACUUAAAAGUGGUUAUAAGCUGACAACUCAAGGGAAAUUCUCCGAGGCCCUUCGAACUUUCCAGAGCAUCCUCCACACCAUUCCCCUGAUUGUUGUUGAGUCAAGACGAGAAGUGGACGAGGUUAAGGAACUGGUUAUCAUUGUCAAGGAGUAUGUUUUGGGUUUGCAAAUGGAGCUUAAGAGGAAGGAAACAAAGGACAACCCUGUUCGACAGCAAGAGUUAGCUGCCUACUUCACCCAUUGUAACCUCCAGGUUCCCCAUUUGAGACUCGCGUUACAGAAUGCCAUGACUGUGUGCUACAAGGCCCGCAACAUGAUGACAGCAGCCAACUUUGCUAGGAGACUCUUGGAGACCAAUCCGACUGUUGAAUCCCAGGCCAAGCUAGCCCGACAAGUUCUGCAGGCAGCUGAGAAAAACAUGCAAGACGCUUCACAGCUGAAUUACGACUUCAGAAAUCCUUUUGUCGUUUGUGGGGCAACAUACGUCCCUAUCUACCGUGGACAGAAGGAUGUCACUUGCCCCUACUGCAACGCUCAUUUUGUUCCAUCCCAAGAAGGGCAGCUUUGCUCUGUUUGUGAUCUUUCAGCCAUUGGAGCAGAUGCAUCCGGCUUACUUUGUUCCUCCGCACAGGUCAGAUGAUUGUAGCAUUUACCUGAAUUCUGCCGGUUAUAUUAUUCAGACAUUUCCUCGACAUUUAGAAUCUAGGAAUAUCAAAGGACAAGUUUUAAUCAGAUUGUAUUUCUUGUUUAUAUUUGUUUUGAGUUUUGUAGUUAAAUUUACAAACCUCUCUGAUUCCUCUAUUUUUUAUUGGUACAAACGCAAUGGUUGUGUAACCUUAGUCUACAAACGCAAUGGACUUGUCAACAUUUACUUCAGAUUGGAAGAACACUUUCUUUUUGUUGGUUACAUCAGACAAGUGAUAUGAGUUUUAAUUAUAAAUCUAUGAAUGUUUAAUUCAAA
Molecule: messenger RNA, 4200 nt
Organism: Ipomoea triloba (trilobed morning glory)
Lineage: Eukaryota; Viridiplantae; Streptophyta; Magnoliopsida; Solanales; Convolvulaceae
Product: coatomer subunit alpha-2-like
Exons: 3
Coding region: 226-3879 (1217 amino acids)
Biological process (GO): intra-Golgi vesicle-mediated transport; retrograde vesicle-mediated transport, Golgi to endoplasmic reticulum; intracellular protein transport
Cellular component (GO): COPI vesicle coat
Molecular function (GO): structural molecule activity; protein binding
Source: RefSeq, a predicted model, not a curated record